Messenger RNA from Chrysoperla carnea, 497 nucleotides. RefSeq lists its product as uncharacterized. The coding region runs from base 73 to 387 and encodes 104 amino acids. The transcript is spliced from 2 exons. The record is from RefSeq and is a predicted model, not a curated record. NCBI's taxonomy places the organism in Eukaryota, Metazoa, Arthropoda, Insecta, Neuroptera, Chrysopidae.
AGAAAGGUUUUAAAAUUAAUGUCCCAUAUACUGGACAAAGUGAAUCAUCGGUUGUAAAUAAAAAACAUAAAAAUGGCCAGAAAACCUUUAAGCUCCAACGAUAUUCUCCAAAUGUUGGAAUCAGGCAAUGUAUCUGACAUAGAUUUAUCGGAGGAUGAUGAAGAAGAUCUCAUUGAAAUAGCAGAUGACUCUUUAAUUUUUAACGACCCUGCAUUAAUUGGUAGAAGCGAAAAUUUUGUAAGAGUAGGGGCGGAUGUGAUUCAUAAUAAUCAGACCGAAUUGCCUGAAGAUUUAAUUUUUGAAGAAAGUGACGAUGAAAGUUCUAAAGAAAAUAUAGAUACUUCGAACAAGCAAAUUUCUACAAAAGCAGCUAAAAUAAAAAUAUAGUGGAAAAAAGCUGAAUUUCAAAUAAAAAAACUGGACGCAUGGGACAAUAGUUUCGAAUGCGAAGAAGUUGGGUCUCCAAUUUCGUAUUUUAAUAAAUACUUGCCCGCUGA